Molecule: messenger RNA, 981 nt
Organism: Fusarium sp. VM40
Lineage: Eukaryota; Fungi; Ascomycota; Sordariomycetes; Hypocreales; Nectriaceae
Source: the annotation of a GenBank genome assembly
AUGGAUUUGAAUAUCGGAUUCAUUGGCCUCGGAGCUAUUGGCUACCCAAUGGCGGCGUCUAUUCGUCAUGGAAUCUCAAGAAAGUCGGUGGUACAUGUCUUUGACGUGCACAAGCCCGCCUGCCAAAGGUUCCACGACGAGUUCAUCAGCCUGGGUCCCAUCGAGAUCCAGGACUCACCAAAGCAGAUAGCAUCCAAGGCUGACGUGGUCAUCUCAAUGGUACCAGGAGCUCGAGAAGUCUCGCACGUGUAUCUCGACUCUAAAGAUGGCAUUAUUUCAGCAACAAAGAACGAAAGAAGACUUCUUAUAGAGUGCAGCACAAUCGAUGUUGCAACCGCAAGGGAUGUAGCCCGUCGAAUCAGAGAAGCAGGUCAGGGUAUAUAUGUGGACGCGCCCGUUUCUGGAGGAGUCCCAGCGGCUGAGAAAGCCAGUCUCUCGUUUAUAAUCGGGCACCCAGAGCCAACACCAAGCGAUGAUGUGGGACAGAGACUCCGGGAGAUCAUCACCGUAAUGGGUGAUCCCAACAAACUCUUCUGGUGUGGAAGCGUUGGCUCUGGACUGGCCGGUAAAAUCAGUAACAAUUACAUCUCAUGCUCGGUUCUGCUGCUCAUUGCAGAAGCCAUGGCCAUCGGGGUCAAAUCCGGAGUCGACCCGAAGAUGCUGCAGAAGAUCAUCCAUAAUUCAACAGGGCAGACGUUCAUGGGAGAUAACGUGUGUCCUGUUCCUGAUGUGGUGCCUCAUGCUCCCAGCAGUAACAACUGGAGACUUGGGUUCAAAACGCAGAUGUUUCUGAAAGACCUGUCUUUGGGCAUAGAGGCAGCCCGCCAGCAAGGUCUGCAGCCAACCAUGGCAGAAGCCGCAUACGCAGUUUUUGAAAAGGCAUCCAAGGAUCCUCGCUGCAUUGACCGGGACGGAUCUUCUGUGUACCUACAUAUCACCGAUACAAGGGAGAAAGUCCAGAGUGGAGAAGGAAUUGAAUGA